GACACUACUUUUUUGACAUUUGCACACAAGUCCGCGAGCAAGCUUCGGUGCCUUGGGCUAGAAGGAACAUAGUCAUUCUUUGUAUCUAUACAACACAGCAUUCCCAUCACGCCACUUCACAACUUCCGUCAUUGUGCUGUAUCACAAGCUCGCACACUAUCCUAUUAUCAGCCCCGGCGUGAACGACUUCGAAAAAUGUGCAAGAAGGCUGCCUGUGACUCGUGCCACAAGACCACUUGGUGGGGUUGUGGCAAGCAUGUCGCCGGUGUCAUGUCGAACGUUCCGUCAGAACAAUGGUGUACAUGUGGACCGCGGAUCGAACAAGAAGGACACAAAUACCCACCGAUGGGCACGCUGUCAUCGGCGUGACUUCCAGACGUCAUGCGGGGUCGGCCGAAGCAGGGGUAAUAUACAUGCACGGAGAAGGAGCUGUGGCCCUUGAUCAAGGGAGGGAGAUGUGUAGUGCAGACAUGUACUAGUUGCUGCGAAGGCUAUGGGCUUGUGGAAGUUCUUUAAGCGUAACGAAUUGCACGAUAAUGACCAGAUUGCAUAGUAGAAACAACAUAGCGAGUGCGUUGCAUCUUG
Molecule: messenger RNA, 585 nt
Organism: Parastagonospora nodorum SN15
Lineage: Eukaryota; Fungi; Ascomycota; Dothideomycetes; Pleosporales; Phaeosphaeriaceae
Exons: 2
Coding region: 196-369 (57 amino acids)
Source: RefSeq, a predicted model, not a curated record